Messenger RNA from Peromyscus leucopus (white-footed mouse), 2211 nucleotides. It is a transcript of the gene Tent5c, whose product is annotated as terminal nucleotidyltransferase 5C. The transcript has 2 exons. NCBI's taxonomy places the organism in Eukaryota, Metazoa, Chordata, Mammalia, Rodentia, Cricetidae. The record is from RefSeq and is a predicted model, not a curated record. The coding region runs from base 313 to 1488 and encodes 391 amino acids. Gene Ontology annotation, molecular function: poly(A) RNA polymerase activity; RNA binding. Gene Ontology annotation, biological process: mRNA stabilization.
CAGAGGGCGGCGUUCGCCCGGCCCCCGCCGUUAGCGCCGGGCGCAAGGAUCCCGCGGGGCCGCGGCCGGCGCGCCCCGCCCUGGCUCCCCCGGGAGGCCGGCCGCGGGGCGGGGGCAGGGGCGGGGAGGCGCGGGGGAGUGGUCAGGCCGGUUAAGAUCGGAGGGGGCGGCGGCGGGACCGCUCACUCGCGGCAGCUGUCUAGGGGCCGUAGUCACCGCGCCGCUCCUGCUGGGGGCUGCCCACGCCAACCACCUGCCUCUGUCGCCGCCUCUUCCAGCGCCCAGCUCCCCCUGGCUAGAACAUCCCCCAAGAUGGCAGAGGAGGGCAGCAGUACCAGGGACUGUGAGUCCCUCAGCGUGCUCAACUGGGACCAGGUUAGCCGGCUGCAUGAGGUUCUGACCGAGGUCGUACCCGUCCACGGACGAGGCAACUUUCCAACCUUGGAGAUCACCCUUAAGGACAUCGUCCAGACUGUCCGCAGCCGGCUGGAGGAGGCAGGCAUCAAGGUUCAGGACGUCCGAUUGAACGGCUCUGCAGCGGGCCACGUUUUGGUCAAAGACAACGGCUUGGGUUGCAAAGAUCUGGAUCUCAUCUUUCACGUGGCUCUUCCCACGGAGACCGAAUUUCAGCUGGUGAGAGAUGUGGUUCUGUGUUCCCUCCUGAACUUUCUGCCAGAGGGCGUGAAUAAGCUCAAAAUCAGCCCCGUCACCCUGAAGGAGGCGUAUGUGCAGAAGCUGGUGAAGGUCUGCACAGAGGCAGACCGCUGGAGCCUGAUUUCCCUCUCCAACAAGAACGGGAGGAACGUGGAGCUCAAGUUUGUUGACUCCAUCCGGCGUCAGUUUGAGUUCAGUGUGGACUCCUUCCAGAUCAUUCUAGACUCUUUGCUGUUUUUCUAUGACUGCUCCAGUAAUCCCAUCUCUGAGCAUUUCCACCCCACAGUGAUCGGGGAGAGUGUGUACGGGGAUUUUGAGGAAGCCUUUGACCAUCUUCAGAACAGGCUGAUCGCCACCAAGAACCCUGAAGAGAUCCGAGGCGGGGGUCUUCUUAAGUACAGCAACCUUCUGGUGCGGGACUUCCGGCCUGCGGACCAGGAGGAAAUCAAGACUCUAGAGCGUUACAUGUGCUCCAGGUUUUUCAUCGACUUCCCAGACAUCCUGGAACAGCAGAGGAAGCUGGAGACCUACCUUCAAAACCACUUCGCUGAAGAAGAGAGAAGCAAGUACGACUACCUCAUGAUUCUUCGCAGGGUAGUGAACGAAAGCACCGUGUGCCUUAUGGGGCACGAACGCAGGCAGACCCUGAACCUCAUCUCUCUCCUGGCCUUGCGAGUGCUGGCAGAGCAAAACAUCAUCCCCAGUGCCACCAAUGUCACCUGUUACUACCAGCCAGCUCCUUAUGUCAGCGAUGGCAACUUCAACAACUAUUACAUCGCCCAUCCUCCAGUUACCUACAGCCAGCCUUAUCCAACAUGGCUGCCCUGUAACUAACCUCGAGACCCGAGGGUUUCCACAGUGGGAACCCAUUUAGGGCAGGGGCUUUCAGGUAGGAGAGCCUCCUCCUAGAUGUAGGUGUUUGGCUUUUAAAGGGGAACUCAGCUCUGACUCUGCUUUUCUUUGUGAACCCAUUGGAAUAGGUCCACAAGACUAUCAGGAGCCAACCCUAAAAGGACCCAUAUUACAGUGCCACUCUGGAAGAUGCAAUAGGAAGUGUGACCUCUCUACAUCUUUCUAAGAUAGUCACUAACUUGUCACUUCCCAGACAUUAGCACAUGGGAUUUGAACUCUGCACAGUCUCUGAGAUUGGGAGAGUUGGGCAGCAUGUGAGAAGCGUUAAAGGCACUCUUCUCGACUAAUAGCCUCCAGUCCUCUGCAGGCUCUCAUUCAGGAUUCUCAGCAGUUUCGUGAAAAGCCGUGCUGGCAGUCUCCUAUUGUGUCAGUUUUAGUCAGCCCCCAAACUGGUAAACACAAGGGUGCUCUUUGUGACUGAAUUUUCAUUCACGGGACUGAGUUGUGUGUGUCUAGUCCCUGUAGCAGAGCUGAGAAUUUCAUUCAUCAAUAAACCAAAGCCAAUAGCUGGAGACUUGAGAUCUGGUUGGAAGUGGUUUAUGGUAGAUGCUGGGCUGUUUCAAGGAAUUAUGAGAUAUUGUGGAGAAAAAAAAAUGACCUUUUCUUGAAAUGUAACUUGAAAACAAAAUAAAAUGUGGAACAUAA